CAAUUAAAAAAGGGGCGAGCCAACUUGUCGUAUCAUUCGUACAGUGUCCAUUUCCAAGUGUGUGACCCUAUCUAUAUAAAUCAUAUCCUUCAUGCAAAGUCACCUGAACAUUUCAUAAGUAGAUAUACAAGCCUACCAAACAUAACAAAUAUAUCAAAUACAUCUGAAGUUUAUACUGCAAAGCGCUUCAUCAUGAUCAUGAAGGUAUCUAUGGCUAUGUGCAAACAACCAUUGCCUCUUUCGCCGGCGUUAGACUUCCCUCCUGCGAGAUUUGGUCCCAAUAUGCUAUCUCUAAACCCAUUUGGUCCAAAGGACAAAGUUGUGGUCAUCAUGGGUGCUACCGGAACAGGCAAGUCACGACUCUCCGUCGAUAUAGCCACACGUUUUCGGGCUGAGAUAAUAAAUUCCGACAAGAUCCAAGUCCACCAAGGUCUAGACAUUGUCACCAACAAGAUCACGAGCGAGGAAAGCUGCGGGGUACCGCAUCAUCUCCUCGGCGUCUUGCCGCCUGAAGCCGACUUAACCGCCCCGAAUUACUGUCACAUGGCGAAUCUCUCCAUUGAAUCCGUCCUAAACCGGGGAAAGCUUCCAAUCAUCGUUGGAGGUUCCAACUCUUACGUGGAGGCUCUAGUGGAUGACGAAGACAACAAAUUCAGGUCGAGAUACGACUGUUGUUUUCUAUGGGUCGACGUGGCACUUCCCGUUUUGCAUGGGUUCGUGUCUGAGAGAGUUGACAAGAUGGUGGAAAAUGGAAUGGUUGAGGAAGUUAGAGAUUUUUUUGACUUUUCGGAUUCUGAUUACUCAAGAGGGAUCAAGAAAGCAAUCGGAGUUCCAGAGUUUGACAGGUUUUUCAGGAACGAGCAGUUCUUGAAUGUGGAAGACAGAGAAGAACUGUUAAUUAAAGUGGUCGAAGACAUAAAGAGGAACACAUUUGAGUUAGCUUGUAGGCAGAGAGAAAAGAUCGAACGGUUGAGAAAAGUGAAGAAGUGGUCCAUUCAGAGAGUGGAUGCGACUCCGGUCUUUACAAAGCGCAGGUCCAAGACGGAUGCUGACGUGGCCUGGGAGAGGCUCGUGGCUGGACCAAGCACCGAUAUUGUGUCGCGGUUUCUGCUGGACAUUGCCAGCCGUCGGCCGCUCGUGGAAGCUUCAACCGCCGUUGCGGCGGCCAUGGAACGCGAGUUGUCGCGCUGUCUAGUGGCGUGAUCAGUUGUAACCACGCAAUUCGGAAAUUUACGCCAAUGGUUAUUGGUGGUGGUGACGUGGCUAUGAUCAGAAAAUGUACGAGACUUCGAUGAGUGGUGGAAAAAAUAUAAAAAAUUAAGCCUACAAAAAUAAAAUAUAUUAUAUAUGCAUAUCGUAUAUUGUCAGAUACUGAAAAUUUUGGCAUAACGGUUAUUCAGUAUUAUCAUCUACUUUUUUGGAUGUAAGUGAGACUGUGAGUGGAAUGCUAUAUUUGGAAAGUAAAGACUACCGCCUUGUAACUAUUUGAUUUUAAUAAUAUAACGACGACUAAGCUGAGUGGGGCUUAAAGUUGGUACGAUUUAUAUA
This is a messenger RNA of Arabidopsis lyrata subsp. lyrata, 1548 nucleotides long. RefSeq names its product adenylate isopentenyltransferase 3, chloroplastic. Gene Ontology annotation, molecular function: tRNA dimethylallyltransferase activity. Gene Ontology annotation, cellular component: mitochondrion. The record is from RefSeq and is a predicted model, not a curated record. The transcript has a single exon. Lineage: Eukaryota; Viridiplantae; Streptophyta; Magnoliopsida; Brassicales; Brassicaceae. Gene Ontology annotation, biological process: tRNA modification; cytokinin biosynthetic process. The coding region runs from base 193 to 1203 and encodes 336 amino acids.